This is a messenger RNA of Exophiala aquamarina CBS 119918, 1644 nucleotides long. RefSeq lists its product as uncharacterized. Gene Ontology annotation, biological process: transmembrane transport. The transcript has a single exon. Gene Ontology annotation, molecular function: transmembrane transporter activity. The coding region runs from base 1 to 1644 and encodes 547 amino acids. The record is from RefSeq and is a predicted model, not a curated record. NCBI's taxonomy places the organism in Eukaryota, Fungi, Ascomycota, Eurotiomycetes, Chaetothyriales, Herpotrichiellaceae.
AUGGUUGCUCCUGUACACAUAGAGGCUACAGACCUCGAAAGUCAAGAGGUCGGCAUUUGCAAGCCCUCUGGAUAUGCAGCUUUUCCAGGUUCACAGAACUCAGGAAACAUCGAAUACCGUUAUCUGACUUUCGAUUCCGCUCUACCACUCAAUCCUAUUUUCCCACCGGAUUUGUCGAUUCAGAUACCUCCAUGUCCGAAUUUGAAGGACUACGAUAAUCCAUUCGCAUGGUCUCUCACCCGAAAGAAAUUGAUGACAUACCUGUCCUGCAGCGUAAACAUCACGGCAGCCUAUUCAGCCGGCAGCUAUGCUUCUCCAGCCUUGGAGCUUACCGAGAAGUGGGGGGUGUCGAAUGUUGCCUACAACGUCGGCAUCACUGUCUUCACACUCGGGUUUGGAGUCGCCCCCAUGGUCCUCGCGCCCUUUUCAGAGAUCAAUGGAAGGCGGCCAGUGUUCAUAGCAACAGGCAUUCUGUUUGUGAUUUGCCAACUUGGCUGUGCGCUCACAGAAUCUUAUGGUGGUAUGCUGGCCGCCAGGCUGUUCCUUGGUGUUGGUGGCUCAACCUUCUCGACUAUGGUAGGGGGGAUCUUGGCUGAUGUUUGGGAGACAGCUGAUAGAAAUACUCCUAUGGUCCUUUUUACCGGCGCUACACUGUUUGGCACAGGACUUGGGCCUCUCGUUUCAGGUGUGGUCGCUCAACGUUUAUCUUGGAGGUGGGUAUUCUACAUUCAAGUUAUCACUAGUGGCGUCCUGGUGUCUCUCGUAACGAUAUUCUUCAAGGAGACGCGCGGCAGCAUAAUUCUCAGCAGAAAAGCAAAACUACUGAAUAAGUGGUACGAGAAACUGGAGACUGCUGGAGCCCUCGGGGUUGAACACCACAUCGAAGCUGGAGGAAAAGGCCAAACUUGGCGCCGCAUACGUUGGAAGGUCAAGGCAGACGAGGAAAGGGCGUCACUCGCAAAGAUGAUAGCAGUCUCCCUCUAUCGCCCCAUCCAUAUGCUUUUCACCGAGGCUGUCGUUUUUUGGUUCUCGCUGUGGGUGGGUUUCGCCUGGGGUGUCCUCUAUCUACAGUUCGGAUCUGUGCCUCUCGUCUUUCAGGUCAACCAUGGCUUUACUUUGGAGCAGACUGGCUUCGUUUUUGCGUCAAUGUGUAUCUCAGCCAUACUCUCCACAUUUUUGAGUAUCUAUCAAGAGAAAUGGGCUGUGAAACACCAUCCCAUCAAAAUCAACGGAAGUCCAGAGGGCCGGCUCCUCUUCACUUGUGUCGAAUCUGCUCUUAUGCCCAUUGGCAUUUUUGUCUUCGGCUGGACUUGUUAUUCUUCUAUUCAUUGGAUAGUUCCAGCAAUAGGUGUUGGGAUAGCCACAAUGGGUAUCUUCAGUAUCUACCUGGCUUCUUUCAACUACACAGCCGAUGUCUACCACAUCUAUGCCAGUUCUGCCCUUGCAGGUACUGGUCUUAUUCGGAACAUCCUGGGCGGCUCUUUCACGCUUGUUACAGCAGAGAUGUUCCGCAAUAUGGGCUUUCAAGGAGCAUCGAGUUUACUUGGUGCCAUCGGUGCCAUUUUGACACUUGUCCCGUGGGCGCUUGCUUUCUACGGUCCAAGGAUUAGAGCAAGAAGCAAAAUUGCCAGUUCUUUGACAUAA